Molecule: messenger RNA, 23527 nt
Organism: Pangasianodon hypophthalmus (striped catfish)
Lineage: Eukaryota; Metazoa; Chordata; Actinopteri; Siluriformes; Pangasiidae
Gene: uts2r1
Product: urotensin-2 receptor
Exons: 3
Coding region: 2314-3402 (362 amino acids)
Biological process (GO): neuropeptide signaling pathway; blood vessel diameter maintenance; regulation of blood pressure
Cellular component (GO): membrane
Molecular function (GO): urotensin II receptor activity
Source: RefSeq, a predicted model, not a curated record
CAUCAGAACAUUGUGUUCAGGAGGCAUAUCCCUGUUGUCAGUCAACAUCCUGGCUUUCAUUCAUCCUGACUGGAGUCUAGACGCUAUCAGAUGAUUCUCCACAAGGAUGAAUGUUGGAUGGUGGUGUAGGGCCUACUCAGAAGUGAUCUUUGAAAAGAAUGUUUUGUCUUUGAUCCAAAUGGAAAAGGCUGGUUUUGUUUACAUAUGUGGUUCAGGUUUCUAGCUACAAAAUCUGUUUUUCCUUUCUGCAAAUAUAACUGGUUUUAGUUGGCUUGUCAGCUUUAAUUAAUAGAGUGUGUAUGUGUUCCAGCCUGUGUGUGUGUGUGUGUGAGAGAGAGAGAAAGAUAAAGAUAGAUAGAGAGAGAGAGAGAGAGAGAGAGAGAUAGAGGGAAAAAAAUGAAUGUAAUUGAUCUUUAAUAAGGAUAUCAAAAUUCACUUGGUCUCACAGCGGCAUUGACAUCAUCACAUUAUAGGCAUAAGUGCUUGAAUGAGCGUCAGCUUAUUGAGCAAUGAGCUCACAUUUUGGUGCAACACAACCUGCAUGUGUGCCAACUUGGGCUUUCUAUGUCUUUACUGCUUUUAAGACUUUGAUAAAUGCGCUUAUCAGAACCUAAUCUAACACUCACAUUUCUCUUUUGAUCAGAUUGUUCAGUAUGUGUUACUAGAAUUUCUUGGCAGCACUUUUUCAGCUGGUAUUCAUAUGUCUCACCAGCAGAUUUUUUUUUAACAAAAACAAUGAUAGAAUACCUUAUUCUGUCUGAUUUUCUCUUUCUGCUUCCCUCUACUGAAACUUUCUCUACCAUCUUGUUAUUUUUGGACUGAACAGUAUGUAAUAUCUAUCUCAUGGACUAUCUGAGGAGAGACUCCAUUAGUCUCUGAAAAUCUGGGGCCCAAGCAUAGGCAUAUAAAUGGACCAAAUGGCUUCCUUAUCUAAAUUUCUGUUGGUUUUGGUGUAAACAUUUGCUCCCUGGAAGGAGGAAAUGAUGGAGUUAAACACAAUAUUCUGACAAACAGAAGAGUACACCUGUUUUGUGAAUAAAUCCUCAAGCAUAUACUUGUUGCUUGACUACUGUCAGGUUGCGCGUUAUACCCGUGUUUCCUAAAAAUCAGUGGAGAUCUAGUGCAAUUUCUAGAAGCAUGUUAACGGAUGGUCAGUAAGGUGGCACUGUGGUGCAGCAUUGGUUCCUCCCAGCUCCAGAGUCCACGGUUCAAUCCUAAAUUCUCCUUUGUGUAUAUUACCCUGCAAUGAACUGGUGUCCUGUCUAAGUAGUGUUCCUGAACUUCCGCUCAAUGUUUUUGGAAUAGCCUCCAGAUCCACCACAACCCUGACUUGGAUAAAGUGGUUACCAAAGAUGAAUAAAUUAAUUUAUGAAUGACUGAUGUAUGAUGCAUACUGUAGAGAAUAGAAAAACAUUUCUGGAGCAUCAUCCUAACAUGAUGUAUGAAUUUUGCAGAUACUACAACAAGUAUGACACAGAAUGAAUCCCAACAUGUCGUCUUAUUUCUGGCUUGGUCUGCACUGUGUAUGGGUGCUUGAUAAGUUAAUUUGACAGAAUGAAAGAGAAUAUGCAAUUUGAACAUUUUGGGUGGACAUAUCUGUCAAUCUGUCAAUCAAUUAAAGCAAGCAUUAAGAAGCAGCUUCACUUCCCGAAUACCUGCUCACAGCUCUUGCCCUCUUCCCCCUGAUCCUGUCAUGUUUUUUCCCUCCCUCUGCUCCUCCAACCUUUGAUUCCCCAACCCCUCCCACUCUGCGUUAGUGUGUGAAUGGCUCUCUCUCUCUCUCUCUCUCUCUUUCUCUCCCGCCUUCUCUCUCUCUACUCCACACAGACACGCAUUCUGACAGCGGAAAAUCCAGCUGUAGCUCAAAGUGUUCGCUUCCCUUGGAAUGCUCAAGAUUAAUACCCUAUUUUUCAUUUCCUUCAUCUUUAUUAUUUCUUUUGAACCUCAUAAUGCUUCGUGAGCUCUGCCAUCAAGACGUCUGAGAAAGUAUGUGAAGUGAUGAAGAAGAGCAGAAGUUCUUCCACAGAGAUGAAGCACCUGCCUAUGACUCAUUUGAAUGUAGGCAUUCAGACUAUGCAUUAUACCAUGAUGACAACAUCACUGUAGUUUUUAUGCGUGAGCAUAAAUUCGAAUCCAAUAUUCUGGAGAUAUGUCAAAUGGAGUGACAGGAUUUGCAGCAUACAUGGUCUCUGAGUAAACUCGUUGGAGAUAUCAUGAGUUAGACAAUUGUGUGCUAUGCUCAUUACAAAUGCUAAACUACUCUCUGCUGGGAGGCAAACAGUCUGUGGGAUUUAAACAAGUUGUUAUGUAGACAUGACCACUGUAUCAGUGGAGUCACUGGUGGUGAUGGUCGAUAAAGUGCCUAAUGGAACUGAGACUCCAGUGGCAUCGUCUGCUGAAGAUGUGGCUGCAACCUUCACCAUUGGCACCAUCCUCUCCCUCAUGUGCCUUGUUGGCGUGUCAGGAAACAUCUACACCCUGGUGGUCAUGUGCCACUCAAUGCGCUCUGCUGCCUCUAUGUAUAUAUACAUUGUCAACUUGGCAAUGGCUGAUCUCCUCUAUCUGCUCACUAUUCCCUUUGUGGUGUGCACCCACUUUUUAAAGGGUUGGUACUUUGGUGAUGUAGGAUGCCGGACUCUCAUCAGUAUGGACUUCCUCACCAUGCAUGCAAGCAUUUUCACACUGACUGUCAUGAGUACAGAGCGCUAUUUUGCUGUUCUUAAGCCUCUGGAUACAGUCAAACGCUCUAAGAGCUACCGUAAGGCUAUUGCUAUUCUGGUGUGGACAGCUUCACUGAUUCUAACCCUUCCCAUGAUCAUUGAUGUAGAGCUAAAGACAGAAAAUUCCAAAUCAAUGUGUCAGACCACACUAAGUCCUCUUUCUUACAAGAUCUAUAUCACCUCCCUUUUCUGCACCAGCAUUGUGGCACCGGGUGUCAUAAUCGGCUACCUCUACAUCUGCCUGGCCCGUACUUACUGGAUCUCACAGACAGAGAACUUUAAGCAGACUCAAAAGCUGCCAAACCACAAAGUGCUAUAUCUUAUUUUUACAAUUGUGCUUCUCUUUUGGGCCUGCUUCCUUCCUUUCUGGAUCUGGCAGCUACUGGGCCAGUUCAAGCCAGAAAUGGUUCUUUCGACCAAGGCCAGGCGAAACAUCAACUAUCUUACCACCUGCCUGACCUACAGCAACAGCUGCAUCAAUCCUUUCCUCUACACUCUUCUGACCAAGAACUACAAGGAGUAUCUUCGUAAGAGGCAAAGAACCUGGACGUCUGGGAGCUAUUUCAACAGGAGAAGCCGCUUCCAGCGGUCCCCUCGCCGCUCCCUGUCAUCCAGCAGCCAGCAGUGUACAGAGAGUUUUGUGCUCACACACAUAUCACGUACCAACAACAGCAGUCUGUGAGGAUUUUCUGUCCAAUGUUUACUUACUGCAAGAAUGAGUUGCAGCUGAGAUCUAACAAUCUUGUUAGAGCUGGCUGAAUCUCCUGGCUGAAGCACCUUUUUUCUUUCCUGAAAAAAAAAAAACUAAUUUCAGCUUCAGUCUCAGAGGGACUAAAUUACUAUUGCUUCAAUGCCUCAAAUAAACCUCACCAAAUCUAUACACGAUGUGAGAUAUUUGAUAAUUUAUAACAAUAUGUAAAUAUGGGAAACACAGGCUAUUUAGUAGUGCAUUUUUGAGAAAGAAGAAAUUAUCAAAAUAUCACCUUUUUUUUAAUUAUAGUUUGCAUUUGUCCAUUUACGUUUUCUGGAUACGCCAGAUGUUGGAACAUGUUUCUGUCAUAGAAAUAAAAUUUCCUCUAAUAUGGUUGCAAAUUGAAGGACUGUGCUAAGAAGAGAAUACAGUGUUAUUAAUGUGUGUGCAUGAAGAGAAAAUGCCACUAAAGUUCACUAACUUUGUAAAAAUACAUUCUAUUUUAACUAUUUGGCCUGUAGAUAAAUCAACAAAAAGCUGAUCUGAUAGAAGGAAACAUAACUGGAUGGAAGGCAUUAUUCUCCCUUGUCAGACAGAGUGCCACUAACCGAUCAUGGAUGUCUUUUAGCUCAUGAGCACAUGUGUGUUCAGCUGGCUUCAUAAUUUAGUCCUCACCUACCAAGCUGUCAUGUGAUCAGAAAAUUGGAGUUCACUAAUUUUAAUAAAAAAUAAAUAUUAAGAAUUUCGUAUUAUGAAUUCUUUUUAUUAAUAAUAUUAAUAUUAAUAUUCUUUUAUUAGAGUUAAAUAACAGCAAGACUAUUACCAUACCUUACAAAUAUAUAAUUUUCCAUUUUUUUGGUUUACGUCAUUAUUCCAUUUGCUAGCAAAUAAUUAAUUGUAACAGUGAAUUGAUUAAUAAACAGACUUAUUUCCAACAAGAACAUUCUUGAUAGAGCAAGGCUCACUGCAGGCAUCAUUUACCUUUAAUAUUUUCCUCAUAUACUGUAGUUUAGAUAAACAUAUAAUUUAGAACUUGAACAAAAAUUUAUUUCACAAUUUUGUCAAUCCAUUUUUAAUGUUUUUGUCUUAUUUAAAAUAUCAUAUUUUUUCUUUUUAUAUUACAUUUAAAUUUCAGCUUUCAAACAUUCCCCCAAAUCAAAGUUAAUAUAAAAAUUUCAUAUCACGCUCAAACAAUUCAACCUGAAAGUACUUUAGCCUACAAAGCACUGUAAAAUUAAACGCACUAAAUAAAUUCUGUUCCUUCCUGUAGAGCUAGGAAAGGAAAUCAGUCAGCAGUUUAACUGAUAAAAUUGUGCAGUACUGUAUACUCACAUAGCUGCACAGGCCAAGCCACAUAACCAUCAUUUAGGGAAAGUGAGGAUACCAAGAGACCUCUGUCUCUGCUAAUCUAAAUAUAACAGGCAUUCCUACAUGUACUUUGGACUAUUUAAAUCCGUUUUAUGGGAAGUACAUCAAAAAAAUCAUUAAGCCCUUAAAAAGCAUGUGAUUUAUCAUUUCUGGAUUGGAGCCUAAUCACACUUGUGAGCACAGAUAUCAUGAUGAGGAUUAUUAUGUUAUCUGUACUCAUAAGUGUGAUUAGUGUGUAUUCACUUCUUCCACUAUGAAAAACUUCUUCCACUAUAUUAUUACUUACUUAAUCAGUGGUGGCUUGGCCAGCCACUUACAAAUGUUAAUCUCCAUAAAGUCCUCGUUCACAACUCCAUACAUUUUAAAUUCCAUUGAAAUAUUAAUUACGUCUUUUGAGUGACCAUUUGCCAGAUAAAAGCUGAUGUUCCACUGAUUUGCUCCUCCUUCUAGAUGUUGUGCAAUCAUGAGGCAGUGUGCUCCCUGUCCCUUUUAGCACCAUAGAGUUGCACUCAGUAGUCAAUGAUGGUAACUGCAACAAGCGCUAAUAGAGUCCCAUUGGGGCAGGAAUCCGGCUGCCCCAUGCUCUGCGGAGGAGGCGAGGACAGGACAGUUAUUGACGGGGUUGCCCAAUUGGGCUGAAAUGUUUUCACAAACAAAGGCAAAGUGUAAGUGCAGACAGUGUGUGUAUAAUGUAGAGAACCAUUUCUACUGUGAGAUAUAUUGCAAAGAUUGGAGAGGGAAAGGGAGAUAAUGGCAUGGAUAAUAUCUGUACAUCAGAAAGGUUUGUGCAUGACAGUGACCUUUCUCCCAAGCAAAAGCUAAGAAAAAGAAAAAACAUAUAUGUCCCUUUUCUAAUUCCAAUUUUUUUGGGGUAGUUUCAGGUUUUUUGCAUGGUGUUUGAGAUGUGGUGGGGCUGUAAAUUUUGCUGAAACAUGACAACUGUGGUUAAUGCGACAGAACUCACCUGCUAUAUUAAACACAGCUGAACUAAGGCACAUCUAAAACUGCUCACAGCAAGCUGCUAGACUGUAUGCUGGAUGACUGCAUUUAGUCGACUCUCACCUGCUUAUUAAGGAGUUAUUCUAAAAUUCACUAGGUGGUUGCCUAUUGCAUAGACCAAGUGUGAUAACUUUUCGACUUUAUUUGGUUUGUUAUUAAUGUCGACCUGCCUCACCAAAACCUAUGGUCACAAGCUGCUGCCGAUCUUAAUGUUUAAAUUAUUCCUUCAGAUAAACAACAUAACUGAUAAAAGGUCAAGAUUAACAUAUGAUUUGUAAUGGUUGCAAAAUCUCAUGCUCAUUACUGAUAACAUAAAUUGCACAGAUAUUAUCCCUUAUCUUUGGUAAAACAUCCUUGUUUCCUUGUUACAGUAUUUGCCUGCAAAUUGCUCUGUGCCAGAAAAAGGCUUAAUAUAUUGUUCUCUGAACUUUCCAUUUCAUUUACAUCUGAACCUGCAACAGUUCCUGUUAGUUAUUUUACUUUCAGACGUUUUGCAUAAAUAAUAUUUUAAGGUGAGUCUUAGGGCAGCCCAUUUGCUGGUCGGAGUCCAACACUGAUGGUGCUUUAGCACACCUGAUUCCCCUCCUUAGUUAAUUCCCAGCUUUAGGCAUCUGUUAGAGCAUCACACUGUGCAGCACGAUGGCCCUUAAUAAGCCAAGUUAGGCUCUAAUGCUCUAAGGGCAAUUCACUCACCAGGAGAUAUCACUGAACAUGUAAAUUAAAUGGAAAUACUAAUUUCUUUUUUAUUAGUUAGGAAAGCUCUUCCCUUUACCUGCCAUAAAAUCCUUAUUGAUCACAGACUACUUUUAUCAAAUAAUAGUCAGUCAUUUCUCAGAGUAUUUGUCACUGAUCACCCAGAUCAGUGUCUUUCAUACAGUGCCGUGGAUUCUUUUACGAUCUAGAUCAAUAAGACAUAUAGCCUCCAUGUUCUAUCCCAGUUGGCCUUUAGCCCAAUUUGUGAAACCUUUGCGAGUGCGAACACCAGAUGACUUACUGUUGCGAUUUUUUUUUUGCUAUCCUAAAGUAUGAUAAGGUCAUUUGGUGCAUAUUUCCAUCACAUUUCCAGAUGAAUGGGUGCAAUAUAACAACCUUGGUAAUUAAUACUUGCUGGAAGGUUGCACUAUAUUUCUAAUUUAGAAUGAUAAUGGAUAACCGAGACAAAUUUAUCUAAAACAUUAUGAAAUAUUAAUGAAAUAACACAAUUAUCGUGUAUCUGGAAAAGCAGGUUGUAUUGUGAAAUGGAAAUUGAGAGCAGGGAUCAACACAGAGUGAAUAAUGAGAGUCAGCAGUCAGACAACACCGUAUAGAGGAUGUGGAAACAUGUGAGAUUCAAAAGCUGAUAUUGUAAAUACGCCUGCUGGUUCAUUACUGAUUCCCAAAGGCAUUAUGCAUUACGCAUACAACACAGUGUAUAUAUCUGCAUGAAGAAUGUUGAUUAAAGCUAAAUAAUAUUUUUUACAGGGAAAAUGAUUGAAAAUUAUUUUGGGGCUUUGUAGUUGUUACAUAAAGUACAUAAAGUACUGUGUGCUGUCUGCUAGUGGGUUAAGGCUUUGUUAACAGGAGAAGCCCCCUGACUGACCCAGGACAGCUGUCUGUGUUUAUGGGUCCCUGUUCUCACCUGUGAACACUUGUAAAUAGUUUUCCAGUGAACUUGGACAGAUGUGUCCAGUCCCCUUAUCUUGCCUAUUUGUAUCCAAAUAUGUUAUGCCUAAGUUAUUCUUAAGUAUUUUUUGUCCUUCAAGAAGAACUGGUAAAUGUACUUUCUUUUCACGGCAGUAAGUGAGAACGUGACCCUUACGCACACUCAGCAUGCUCUUAUUGCAUUCCUCCGUGCAGAGAAACACUGCAGCCACUCAAGGUCAGGCUAUUACAGGGAGCUGACACACUCAUCACUCAUAUAACACCCAGUUUAAUGCACAUCUCACAUGACCUAAUGGCACUAUAAACUAAUCGUUAAAGCACAGCUACUCCUCAGUGUAUUCAAUAAAUGCUCCUUGGUCAAAAUAACAAGCAUUAUCUCAUCAAGCAUGAAGUUAGACAUGGUUCAGUUGCUGGAAUAGUUUAAUUAUGCAUCUGGAGAAUUCUGCAAUGGACUUGUAUCCCUGGACAAAUCCCUAUCUUACUCCCGCUGUUCCUGGGAUCGGCCCUGGAUCCACCACAAUCACGGUUCAGCAGAAGAGGAAUGAAUGAAUCUGGAGAACUCUAACUUUCAAACAUUUGUUUCUUUUCUUAAAACAUUCUCUAGAUUCAAAUCCUAAGCAAGAACAAUAUAUCAUUAUAAGCUGUACUCAGUCACAAUGACAAAUAGGAUCCACCAUUUGUUUUUCAAAGUAUUUUGUCACAAAACGACGGCUUGACACACCCACAGAGGAGACACUAUAGAUCACAACAUCUCAAAUUAGAGGAUAAAUCAAGGAAAACGAUGCAUCAAAAUUAACUACUGAAUGAAAAUAAUGUUCCAUAAGGAGAAGUGUUGACAUGCUUUCAAUUGAUUGUGCUAACGGAGCUUUGCAUACUUCUUACCUCAAAAAUGUGUUUCAGACCAUAACUAAAUUUUAAAAGUGAGAAAGAAAGAGUAACUGAAAGGGACACUGAUGGUGCUUGAGGAGCAUCAGGAUAUCGAUCAGUGUCUACAAAUCAACGCAAGAUGUUUGCCUCCUGAUUUCACACGCGAUGUAAAAGAACACAUCACAGAACCACACGCUUCAAUACACAUUAGAGCAUUUGUACUGAUUUAAAUGAAUGUAAAAUACUGAAAACAAGGACACAUAAGACAUCACAUUACAAAAUAGCAAAACAUUUUGCAGAAAGACAAAUAUGCACCUUUGGCACGCAAAGAACUACACACCAUCAUUAUGUUUAAUUAGAGAGUUGAGGGUGAUGAGUUGUUGAGUAGUGGAAUUUGUGAGUGUAUUUUCUUAUUUAUUUUAUAUAUUUUUUUUAAAUAGCACAUUUUUUUAAAAUUAGAACUGAGUCAGGAAAACCAUUAAAUGGAGACUAUCAGGUUUUGGACCUCUGAAUUUGGUAAAAAGUAUGAAUUCAGAAAAGUGAACAAGACUCACAGGAAAACAAUUCAGACCUUUGGCUACACAAUGUUCCCAACAGUUUUGCCUGUACAGAUGUGUGUUUAUUGAGUAAGACAGGUAAACACUAUCCGUAAUUAAUCACUAGCAUAUGGCUGCAUACUGAUGUGGUGAGAUUAUCAAUAAACUCUGAAUAUGAAGAGCACAGACUACAACAGGUACUCAAGAUUUUAUUUGAGUUGCCAAAUGCCUCAGAUUACACAAUAUCUUUUUUAAAGCUUCUAGCUCAACCUAGACUUUAGAAUGGUUUAGUGUCUGUGUCUUGGUAUAUUUGCUAGCUGACAAGUUUGUUUGUGUGACAGUAUUUACAUUGACCCCUCAAUGAAACACUGUAAUAACAAGCUUCGAUUUUAUUCCAAUGAAUGCAAAUCUAAUCACUCAAUUUUGCAUUACUACAAGUAGCCAGUGCUGGCCCAUGUGUUUGUGAGAUCAGGAACAUAGGCCCCCAACACACAAACAUACACUGAACCAGUGCAUACUAAACAACUGAAUUCUUUCUUUUGUUAGAGCAAGUGUUUCACAGAAAACACAUUUUUUAAACUACACAUAUGUAUUGCACCUAUAUUUUGACAUCUUUUUUUUUACUGCAACAGACACCAUGUAAACAAAUGAGUUAGUUAGAAUGUUAACUCUCUAACCAACAAGUAAAUAUGACAAACAUUACCAUAACACUGGUAAUAAAUCUGUUUCAGAAACUUGAUAACGCAUGGGACGUCUUGCCUUCUCAAGAGUUAGCAGGCUCACUAUUUCUACCCCAGUGACUGCUUUAACCUUUCCCUAGCUAGCAAGCUUUCAUAGAGAUAGCUUGGACCAAAAAUGGUAGCAGUUAUUCAACAUGUCAAUGAUGCUCAUGUUCACAAACAGCCACUCUGCCAGUAUGAAUGUCUGUCUUUAGCUAGCUUGAACUCAGCUAUGUGACAUAUUCAGUCACUCAAUACAUUAUUAAAAUUAAGAUACCUAGAAUAAAUUUAUAGCACUGGUUUUAUAAUCAUUUCGGCUUCCUACAAUAUGUGAGGAUUAAAACACAAUGUGAUUUAAUAUGUAACAUAAUACAGUCCUAGGCAGUAUAUAUAUAUAUAUAUAUAUAUAUAUGGCCUAAUGGAUGGACUGGCGCUGCACAUAGCACACAUUUUAGAGUGGUGCAAGUGUACAUAUAUCAGAGGGAUAAAUUUUGGUGACCCCCCCCUUUUCCUCCUUUAUAUUUAAGCAAUAUUGCAUGAGCAAGAGUGGGGUUAUACUAAAUAUCAGUUGUGAAUCACAGCCGUGCCAAUAUUCUGUAUAACUGCCUGACUGCAUGUGUGAAAUUGCUUUUAUACUACAGUUCUAUAAAGAAGAAAUUAAUAUCAAGUAACUGACAUUUCGGACACAACCUGGCCAAAUAUUCUCUCAUUUUUAUUUCUUUAUUUAUUUUGCCCGGCUGGUGGAAAUAGAUCCGGAAGAAGCAGCAUUUACAGGAUGCCGGCUAGCUGGCUAGCUAGUUCACAGUGAUUUAUAUAUUCCCGUUAGAGUUGCUUCCUCUUCAUCUUCAUCUGAUGAGCUUUCAUAUUUUAUGUAAAAAUUACAUUCCUGAAAAUUACCAUUUGUCAUAUCCGCUGAUGAUGUUCCUAACACUACUGUAGUAACCAUUUCAAACUAAGAAGUGGAAUUUUACGUGGCAAACACAAGACGAGAUGCGUGAUACACACAGUGAAAUGUCGCAGUGUGGUUGUACUAAAUAUAAGCACUCUUAGAAUAACACUCUUCCACUCAAAUUAGUGGACCAGAACCGACUGUGGUAUAGUCGUCUUUAUAUUUAUGUCUGCAUUUUUUCUGAACUCUCAGUGCACAUUUCUUGUUUUAAUCUCAGGCAUCACUUAAUUCCAGCUAUCCUGUAUAAUAACACACAGUGACACUGACACUUCAUAACGUCAAUGCAUGGUUUUAAUUUUGCUACCCUUCUGCCCAGACAGAUAAAUCUGUUUCCUUAAAACUUUAUCUGAGGUGUAUGCAAACUUUGAGAUUGUUCUGUUGUGACAUUUCCUUUUCCCAGUAGAGGUGCGCAGAAAUAGGUAACUAAUCUGACAAAUAAAGACACAUAUUCAAAAUAUCAUUUUCACACAAAAUUUCACCUGACUGGAGGCUAAAGUCAGCGCAGACUGCAUCAAAAAGUAUUUCCCCUUGGUAAUGUUUGUCUGAAAGUUACUAAAAUCAGAUUUAUAAUAGUGAUCUAAUUCUAUCUACAUACACGUUUUGUUUUUUUUUUCAUUUCUGCCAUCAUCAACUAGCUAGUCUUAGCCUGUUUUGGCUGAAGGGCAAGCCCUUGAAGGUGUUGGAGCUCAGUUCAGCAGAUCAACAGUGUAAUUAGAGCUCUGUGGAGUGUGCAGGAAGUGGAAGGAAGGAAAUUCUGAACAGAGACAAUAUGGCAGCACUGAGUGUAGUGCAGAUAGCUCCGCGUGAGACAAGGCUCUCUAAGGAGAGACAGAAUUCCAUGCCAGUUCCAGGUGCUGUGCUCCAGACACCACGUUUACUGCCGUGUUUAUGUAACUGAGGGGAAAGGUGGGAGAUCACUCAGUUUCAGGUGUUAUAGCCAUUACGGCAAAUGAAGAGUGAUAGAUGUUUAAAUCAAUGGAGCAUGUAACCUAAAUAAUGUCUAUGGUGGCAGUAGUUGCCUUCAGCCUUUCUUGACAUUACCAGAGACUAUGACUGGGUCAGAGUUCAACCAGUUCAAUGGUGGGUAAAAUCAGAUAGUUGUAAUUGUGUUCCUGUUAGCUAAUGUACCGAUUCUCCCCUUAUAAAAUUACAGUUCAGAACAAAUCACUCAUUUAAUCGUUCUAGACAUCUCACUUAGGUCCAUUAGGACAUUCAUCAUUAUUAAUCUCAGUUGGGUGCAAAUGACUUGUCUCAUACUGAUGGUUCAAUGUCUUGUUCAACAUUCAGGUAUUUAUUUCAAACUAAUGUGAGGAGUGAAGCUACAAUCAAUUAUUCAUCAUUAUUCCCCUGUUGGUUCCGUGUCAGUGAUGAAAGGGUGAGUGGGUGAAUGAGAAUACAUUAUGGGUGAAUGAGUGUACAUUUAUCAACAUCAUCCCUGGAAGUGAAACAGGAAAUGUAACCCAUUUUUAUACUUAAAAAAUGAAAUGUCAGUUACACCGCUUCUACAGUGCACUUUUAGAUAAAGAGACUGUAAUUUACGAUGACAUUGAAAAGUCUGAAAUGUAUACUGUGUCAGAAAUGGAGCCCAUUUUCACAGGUUGUAUGAGAUAAUUGUUGCAAUUUUAGAAUAUAAUAUUUCAUGAACUUCGUCUCUGUGUUUCUAUAAAUGUUCUCUAUACUGUGUUAUCCUUGUAGGAGUGUUUAUGUCCUGUGCAUUAGUACAGGAAAUGUUGAUAAUGUGAUUUAGUGUUGGGUACAUGACAUUUUCCCAGGAGGCUGUGUAAGUGCCAGGGUUAGUAACUUGAUCUGUCAAGCUUUUAAUGAGUUGUGACACUUUACUACCAGUGCAUGUUUUUUGCACUGCAAAUAAUAUUAGACAUACUGUACAGAAGACCUUCUAUACUCAUAACCUUCAAUCAGUUUCAAAGUGACUUAAUGAGAGGUAUUAAAUAGCUCUAUAACACAGUACACUUUUCCAGUCUUCUAGCUCAACAUGUUGUAAGUCUGUGCCUUGUUCCAGGCACAUAUGUGAACACUUCACAAAGGGCUGUUUCCUUCCUCUGGCACGUAACCAGAGUACUGCAAUAAUUACUUCUCCUGAAUAAAGGGUAUCACAAAAGCCCCACAGCCUGGCUGAACACCUGCAGACUUGGUCACAUCUGUGCUGAUUAUUUUCAUGCAAAAUCUCAUGAAUACACUUAAUAUCAUAUUUGUUGUUAUGGAAGCAGUGAAUUGGACAACUAUCGGUAACUUAUUUAUUACGUUUACUAUUGUGAGUGGAAAGUAAUUACAUUUUAUUAAAGUUCCCUGUUUAUAGCUUUUUUCUGCUAGGUUCACCAUGCAAAACUUUUAGUUGGGUGCUAAAUUAUAUCUGUCUUUGGGCUUGCACUCACUAUUCUUGGCUUGUGGUUUUAUUGCAAAGGAAAACACCUGGACCUCAUUUCUUGCUCCACCUUGUAAUGUAUAUAAUUUCACAAUCUUGAAACCCAUUAACCUCACUAAAUCCUUACAAUACUGAUAAAAGUAAUUUAUUAAAAACCUAUUGAUAUACAAAUAAUAUUGAAAUACGAAUAUAUUUGUGUGUAACCAGCUUUUAUUUGGGAGCAGCAUGGAGCUUUUAAAAACAUCUGGAUUUGGGUAAAACACUAAAGUCACCAAGAAAUUAUCAAGGGUCCAAUCUUUUUCCAUUGAUCUAGGGCAAGUUGACUGUCUCAGACAUUAUUAAUACAAGAUCCAUCCAAGAAGCCAGAAUGUAAGAAAUGUACAUUUUAACACCAGAAUUUUAAGCACUGAAAAUAUAUAUAUAUUUUUUUUACAAAUAAACACUGACAUAAAACCACAAGAGAGCUUUUGUGAGAAAAACAAUGUAACAUCCCAGUGUGAUGUUAUCACUGUCUGACUGACAGCUGAAGUGUUUAUUGAAAUAACUCAUUGGUGUUCUCUGGAGAUGAAAGUUCAACUAGAGCCAAAAAUGUCUAAUUAGAUCUUCUGAAGAAUUCCUGCCGAGAGAGCAAUCAGCCAAUGUACCUCCAGUAGAAGAAAAAACUGAAAAACAUCUAGAUAGACAGAUAGAUAGAUAGAUAGAUAGAUAGAUAGACAGUGAAAUAAUUAGACUACAGAGCUCCAACAGCAAGACAGUUAAACAAGAAUAAACAGAGGUAAGGGAAACAUAAGCUAUGAAUUUAAAAUACAAAAACGCAAAAUAAAAUACAGAGGUACAAAGGUAUGUCUUUGCAUAAUAUAAUAUAAUAGACUUUACCAUGUGCUCAUCAGUUCAUCAGUUAUUUUCAAUCUCUAUAGUAGUUAAACCAUGCAAUAGUGCUUUAAAGUAUUUUACUACUUCAAAAUCUCUCAAAUGAGUAGAAGAUGUGUUUCCAUCAUCUCAGCAGCUAAUCUUGAGCCUUAUACUGUGUCCUUGAAUCAAUCAAUUCAUUUAUUUUGGAGUGUAAAUAUGUCAUUAUCAAAAGAGGUUCAUUACCAGCCACAUAAAGCACAUAGAGUGUCUUUUCUUCCCACCAUGUCGUUAUUAGAUAAUGUUCUAUCAACAGUGAGGCACUUCUUUGUGUAAACAGUCUGGGCACCCAGUACAGAAAUACCCUUUUGUCUCUCUCACACACACAGACACACACAGACACAUACACAAACUAUUUACUACUACUACCACUACUACUACUACUAAUAUUAUUAUUAUUAUUAUUAUUAUUAUUAUUAUUAUUAUUUCUAGCACAACUUGUCACCUAAAACAGCUCAUAAAUGAGGCUUUGAAAUUCAUCCACAUCCAGUGAAUGCAUAGUAAAAAUGUAAGUACAAAACUACAAAAAAGUACAUAAAGGCAAAUGGAGAUGCAAAAAAAUGUAACGGAGAACAUUUCUAAUUCAAUGCAGUGGAAAAUCUCUGCUCGUUUAAUGACAAAAAUAACUGAAAUAAUAACUGAAAUAACAGAAAGAAGUUCAUGAUCAGUUCUCCAUCUGAGCUGUGCAGCUGUGCAACAGUGAAGUCUAUUUAUUAUCUUUAUAAGACGAGGAUAUCACAAAUUCAGAGAUAUACAUGAGCAGGUCUUAAUAAUAUCAUCUGUUCUAUAACUCUGAGCUUUAGGAAUAUGCAAAAGAUUGUGGAUGAAUUCUGUUGAGAGGCUUUUCAAUUCAUGGAUAGUAUUAGUGCAGUGCAUGCCAUGCACAUUCCAAGCAGGUAACAGCACUGCUAUUUAUUUUGAAUGAGCAAGGGUAACAUUAAUUGCCCUUCAUCAUAUUAUAUGGACAACUGUGGAAUAAAACAACUGGGAUUAAUUAGAAGGACACUCGUAAGGUUGAUGCAAGAUUAUAACUAUUUGCCCUCUAGUUCCAACAUAACCACUAAGGGCCUGGACAAAAGACAAAUAGUACUUAAUUACACGAUUCACUCUUUUUUUUCUUCUCCUAAUAAAGACUUUACUACUUACCCCCAAGUAUUAACCCUGGCUCUUUCAUUCAGUCAUUUUUUUUUUCUUUUCUCUUGCAUUUCUGGAUCCUAUCUUUGUUUUGUCAGGUCUUUUAAUGUGUAGCGGUCUUUUUUAUAAGAUGACAUCUCGUAGGUAAUUAAUGAACACCACAUUCUUUCCAGGGCUACUGCUUCCUGUGUUGCCUGUAGUACAUAUAAAAGCAAAUGCAUGCAUGGCACGCUAGCUGCCUUGAACUCAGAUGCCUUCAUGAUUGAGUUGUGCUAGUGGAGUACCAGGGCAUUACAUACUUGCCCUGUCUCAGAGUUUAAAAAAAGGAUAAAACUUUUUAAGUAUUUAUCCAGUGUUAAGCUCUUGUGACUUGCAACUCCAUUAAAAUUAAAAAGCUACUUAUCAUCCUUAAUGUUAUUAUUGUCUGGAUGGAAUUCAAAAGUACAUCUCUGUUUUGUCACGGAAGCAUGCCAGACUACACAUAUUUUCCUCUCUUACAUGCCUGUCUUGAAGCAACGUGAUGAAACAGAGAUGAAUGAAACAGAGAACUGACUGAACCAGGGAAAAAAGCCAAUGCCAGACAGACAUUUUAGAGUAAUAUGAGAAUCCCUCCUGGUUUAUUAUUGUGGACUAUUUUCCACUUUUUUGAGUUUUGGAAAACAGCUUUAACAUUACAUUAACCAGGAACUAAAUGUGGGUUAGUAUUUUUAGUUCCAAUUCAAAAUCAGUUUCUCUGUUGCUGUAUACUCAAAUGCCCAUGAGUGUUCUCAUCAGAAGGGACAUAGGAGAGUCUAAUCUCAGCCUAAUUAGAUGCUCAAGUGGCUGUAAGCAAAAAUAAUACCAGGGAAAUUAGCCAGAAGAAUCGUUUGGAUACAAAUAGCCUGAGAAAUAUUUCUUGACAAACAUGCCCCUUGGGCAAGAAGACUUUUAUAAAUAUACACGUCAUUUUGUUACCUCUACCAAGAUGAAUACACAAUGGUAUUGAUAGAAUAGCACACUAUUAUGUAUAUAAUAACUACACCCACUGCUAUGUCAUAUUACUGAGCUGACAUUUGAUGUAAAUAUAGUACUUUUUUCCUGUGAGAAAGCGAGGAUUAGAUUUGCAAAGUCAUGAUUAUGUUGAAAGUGUGUUGAGGUGUGAGGUGAGUGGAGGCUGAUCAGACAGCCAGAGAAGACUCUAGAGCUGAUUUAAUCCCCUUUAAGCCUACAUCAAAUGAAAUCUUGGCUAUCUGCAUGUCUAUAGCUGGGAAUCUUCCAGAGUGCCAUCUGCAGAGCCAUGGUCAAUUACCUGCUAAAUCCUGUGCUAACAGGCACAGAUCAAUAUGCAUGUAACAGUCUGCUUCACUGGCUCUCGUUAAAUGCAUAGCAGCAUAGAAACCAGCAGCGUCUGACCCUCAAACCCAUCCCCAUGUCUGUAACCUAUAGACUCAAGCACCCGUGUCCACUGCUUAUGAUCAUAGUCUUUACAAAUAGAUCAUCUACAUCCAUCAUGCUCCAAGUGACUGUACUCCAUCCCCGCAUAGCAGAUGUUGUUUACAAACAGCAAACAUGUAUCAAGGAUUUAACUAUGCUUCUGAAUAUUCAAAGGGAUGAUUAUUUUAAAAUGUGCAUUAAGAUUGUUUUCCAUCAUUAGCUGCAUAAUGAUGGUAUUGAAAGCAUGGAAAACAUUUUAAUUGAAGCUGCCAGACACAAAAUGCACAUCCAGUUUAUGAAAUGAAUGGUGCUCCACAACAAUAUGUGUAUAUGACUUGUUUAAUAGUACAACUGUGCCGCUGGAGCUAACUGAAAGAAUGAACUAUUGAUGAAAAGGAACUGGGAUCAGACAUUGAAGCCUCCAGCCUUAACCAUGCAUCAGAAGACCCUUCUGCAUUUGACAAUGUCCAUUUACAAUGUCAAAAUGUCAAUUUUGUUUUUUUUUUUUUUUUUACAAUGAAUAAUUUUAUGGGAUAUUUUGCCAUCUCCUUUAAAGAAUAUUUUAUUUUAAUAAUAUUUUACUUUAAGAAUAAAGUUCUGUCCUUGCUGUUAUCAUUAAACAUAGAAUAGGAAAAAAGAAAGGCUUCUUCUGAUCUCAGGAACAGAAACUUGUAUUUUAGUCAAGCAGUGGUAACACACAUUUUUCCUGUUCUCUCAUCUUGCCUUUUCAUCAGCACCAUCUUCAUCAUUUCAAAUGCUGAUCUGGCCAUGGCUGGGCUGAGGAACAGCCAAUCAUGAACUAAAUACAUGCUUUUUAUUAUCUGUCACAUUUCUCAGCAGAGGUCCAUUUUCUACAGUCCACAGGUGAAGCGGAAGGCUGCUUACUGACAUUAUUUCAAUCCUUAUCCUUCAGUGUUCAUCCCAUAGGAGACUACUGAGCAGGCAGACUGCUAGUUACUCUAGGUAAAUCAUUCUAUAUGGGAACACUUUAGGGUUCAUAGAGCUAAUAAACCUACAUAAAUAUUAAUAAUGUCAAAUGUCAAAACCCACUCAAAUUAGGGUAAAUAUCUAAAGAGUGAAGAUUUUCAGAAAAAAUCUUAUGAAUAGUAAAAUUAAGGGUCAGAGAAAUUGUACAAAACAGUCACCACAGGAUCAUGAUAUGGUCAUAAGUAUAUUCAUAACACUCUUUAAGCAGCAAUAAAAACACGCCUUGUUGCCGGGCCGGAGGAAACAUACCAUGCAUAACUAUAUUUUUACAGUGUAAUGAUGUGUCACUGUUAAAACUUCAGUAUGUAACAUAUAAUGAAGUUUUUCGUAGUGAUAUAAAGCAGCUUUUCAUGUCAGUGUUAUCACCAAGUUCAGAAGACACUGUAGAGCAUCUUUUGGAAGUUCUCACCUUCUCACAUUUUCCAACUGACAUCACUUGGCUAAGUUACACCAUCACCAUUAUAUGAACUAGCUACUUAGCUACUUAGUCAGUUGUUAGUUAGUCAGUACUGACUUAGCUACUUAGUCAGUUGUCAUGACUGUCUAAUGUAAGUCAGCCUGGAGAGUAUCAUAACACAACAAAGAUCAUAACUUGUCUCAUAUAUGAGACCUGACACCUUUUGGAAUAAGUAUUUACACAUGUUUAUGUAGAUGUAUGUCAAUUGUCAUGGAUGGCUUAUGUAGGUGUCGUGUAACCCUAUGAACAAAACCUUAAAGUAAAGUUUUGCUGUAUACUUUCUAACUGUGGCAUGGUGUUGUUUGGUGUGAAUGGAAAGAGAUAGGUGUAUGUUUAGGGGUUUUUCUGUACUACAAAAUUAGUACACAUUAUCUAAGCAGUUAAUCACAUACAUUCUGUAUUGCAGAGCAUAAUGUGAGGAUAAUAAUAGGUAUUAUCCAAAAUAAUCAUUGUUGGUAACCCCGGAAGAAUUUCAGGAAUUCACAAUGUUACCUAUUAGGGCUCACGUGCUGUACAGUCUCAUAGCAAUAAACCACUGGAUGGUUAUAAACUGAUGCAUUCUGUACGAUGCAGAUAAGAAAACCCAGGAAACACACAACGAGAAAGUGAGUAGGAUGCACUGAAGUGAGCACUGAAGUAUGAAUGGCAGCUGUUUCCAAAGAUAGCUAUGUUUAGACCAAUGUGUUAGACUAUCCUUUAUCAUAAUCAUCUUAAUAAUGUCAAUAUUCCCCUCAGUAAAUCUUAAUUAACCUGCAAGAGCACACAUUUCAAAGCACACUAAUGGUGAAGUGUCAGUAGGAGCAGCAUGCCAUGAAAUGACUGGAGCGGGCCGGGGGUAAACAGGGGCAGAAAGUGAAACUGAGCAGAGGGCAACCAGUCAUAAAGUACUUACUCUGAACAGCUGAAAGUCAGCAGGACCUCUUUCUUUCUUUGUCUCCUUCCAUUUAGCUCUAAGCACAAAGCCAUGUACUACUCAUAGUACUUUGCACUCUACAAUAAUUCCCCCAAAGCCAUGUCAACAAAUAGAAAAAAAGAAACCACCAGGAUAUCAAGAGGGUAGUAUAACAAGCUACAGGAGAAUAGAGAGUAACCCUGCAAUGCAUAAUGAACACAAAGUGCACUCUGAUUCAACCUCACUCUCAGUCUGCAAUUACAACAGCUUCAUCAAAAGUGUAAAAAAAAAUAGUUUGUCUGGGGCAUGCUCUCAAAAGUUCAGUCAUAGGUGCCAAAGCCUUAAUCCAAUUAUAAUAAUCAAAUAAAUAAUACAGUGUGUUCUGGGAAUCAGGUGUGAAAUUGGAAAUCAUUAUUAUUAUACAUACUACAUGGAUUGUAAAAAUGCUUAUAAAGUUUCUCAUCAAAGUAAAUGAGCACUGGAACCUAUUCUGACUGGAGCCUAUUUAAGAUUCAGUGAUGCUCCUAUGUAUAGUGAAGCAGAGGAUGUUAAUGGGCCGGGCAACUGGCUUUAGUGCUUUGCUAUAAAUCUAAUUUUGUGGAUUUUCUCCUUUUUACCUCCAAGUGAUGACAUUUGUGCUCUAUUUCUGGUUAAUCAUAGUAAGAAGAUUGUAGCUCUGGCUCACUGCUCCUGGUCCUUUUGCCCUUUCACUAUGUUGGUAGCUGCAUCAACACCCUGCUGAUAACACACCCCUGCCAUCUGAUUUGCUUGGACUUCAUUUCAAAUGACUACAGGCAACAUUAAGGUCCCUAAAUUACCAUUUUAUGAAUAUCUUAAUGCACAAAUUGCUAUUUUGGACACUGCUAGUUUUCAAUCUGUGUGGAUAGAAGCGGAUGGGACAAAAUUGGAUGAGCAGAAGAAAAUUUAGAGAAAAGAAAACCACAAAGAACAAAACAGUUGUUCAACAUUUUAACGAACACUUGGCAGUUUCUGAAGACAGCUGGAAUUCUGGCAAAUGCUGACAAACCUCAAAUAAUUCUGUGGACAUCAUGUGCAUUUAGAUAAUUAAACCCUCAAAACUCAAUUUAAACUUCAUUUUAAAAACAGACAAAAAAGUACACUUUACAGACUAGUUCUGAAAUGGAUGUACCACAAAAAAGCAGAUGGUAGCCUGCUAAAAUUGGGCUACCAUCAUAUAAUGAAUAUCAUUCAGUUGGAAUUUUGAAAAGCUUCAUAGUCUUUUAUAUCUGAUAGCUAGUAUGUCUACAGCUAUACAUAUAUAACUAUAAUGACUGAUCAUCCAGCAUCAGACAGUGAUCUUUGCAAAUUCACUGGUUGUUUCUUCAUGAUGAACGUAUUCACUGCUAAUACUUUUCAAUCACCUAUUUGUCAAUUCAUUAUAGAGUUCGGAGUAUGCACUGUGUAGGGCUUAUAACUCAGAUCUAGUGUACAGCAUGCAUUUAACACCAAAUCUAUCUAAGCUACAGAUCUACAUGGAAAUUUACAAAUGGCCAAGGAGAAGCCUUAAGCCAUAACUUACAUGUUAUAUUACAACCAUCAUAUGAUUUCCAACAAUUUAAUUGAAACUGGGCAAAACUUUAUCUAAAGUUAAAUGAGGUAAUAAAACAUCAUGAAUCAAUCUUUGUAAAGGACCUGGAAGCUUUGAACAUGUAGGACUGCAACUGAAUAUCAAAACAUACUGAUCACUUUUACUCAGAUUUUUGGAAACAGUGGUUGUUCCUUUUGUGUUACGAGGCCAAGGCUGACCAUGUACAUCUGGUAUGCUUAGGUGUGUUAACACCAGAGAGAAAAAUCUGGUCAACUGCCAUUGUGGGCUUAGUUUUUGUUCCAGCACAGCCAUUAUUUGCUGGUCAAUGCCAGCGGGUUGCUAUUUUGGUGGGCGCAAGCUAAUUUUUUCAUGUUUGUACUUUAUAAUCAACCGAUGUGAUGGAAUUUUUCGACUAUUUUGGUCCAAAAACAUGCGUGCAUACUGGGGUGUUUUUUUUUCCCCCAUGAUUUCCAUGAUUUUAUUAAAACAAUUACUUUCUCUACAUAAUACUCAGCAGUGUCAGUGCUGUUAUGACAUAAAUUGCACUAGCAGUCAAAUCUGCGCUUACAUUUAUUCAUUCUUUCUCAUUACCUUCCACUAAUGCUUCAUGUCUAGGCAUGGCCUCAAAAGAUAGAAGGAAAAAAAAGAUAACAUCGUCACACUUAACCACACCCCUACAUUAUCCAUUCUUUCAAACCUAACCCCUUUUUCAUAUUUGUGCCCUUCUGCACCAUGUUAGCACUUGUGCCAAUGGUAAAGAAGAUGCCAGAAAUAUAAGUCCUUGUUUCUGUGCAUGUGCUAUAAUUCUGAAAAUAGAGCCCUUCAGAGAGGCUAAAGACAAGAAGGUAAGACAACACAAUUAUUAAUUAUUAACAUGAGAAUCUGAGAACAGAUUCAGUUCUGAGGAAGACAAAUAUUUAAAAAUAAUCUUCAAGGGCUGGCACGUGUGUGGGAAAUCUGCUUAUAUUAUCAGCUUUACAUGCUUUUUCCCCAGGUCACCCUUAAAGCCUAAUGAACGUUUUUUCAAGCAAGGCUCAACUUAUCAAGUCAUGCUGAUAGUUACACAGUGGUUUCACCUGUUACAAUGUGUUAACACCUCUUCUGGCAAUAGUGCAAGCAUGCUGUCCUGUGUUGUGGAAGCAAUAAUGAUAUAACCAAGAUAUCAGGGAAGACCAGGCUGUUGUCAGUUAAUUAACUUAUUUCUCUUCUUUUUUAUAGGAUAACAGAAAAUACGUCGUGGACCAUGGCAUUUAUGACCAAAAGCCCUGCACAGCACUUAGAUUUUUGUUCCUGGUUCUACUCAUUUAUUUUUCCUUCCAUUCGUAUUUUUCCCCCUGUAAUUGCAUUAGUUCUGUCUGAAGGAAAAAAUCCAUAAAACUCACACCAACAUCCACAGACCUUUAAUAGAUUGCAAAUUAAUGUAUGAGAUGUUUUCAAGAGAUGGAAAACGUAUAAAACGUAUGAAAGUAUAAAAGUGCCAAACUGUUUUAUAAUAACAUAUAAAAUACUGUACCAGGAUGUGAGUAAUGCACAGAUCCCUCAGCACACAGAGAAUCAGUCCAGAAUGCAUAAACCUACUGAUUUUUAUAGUAUCAUGGCCUACAGGCAUUUCAUUCUAGGUAAGGCACUACCGUAAUAGGCAAUACUGCAAAAGGCAAGACAGAUAAAGGCUUGGCCACUCUGCAUGACUUAAUCAAUUCCACACUGAGGUAAGAGUCUGCUCAACAAGAACCGCUCACGCUCUAAAACCUGGCCAUAUGGGAGAGUGGUCUGGGUCAGCAUGAACCAACAGUCUAAGAGCAGGCCUGCCAAGUCUACAGCCUGGGGUUUUAACUGGGGUUUCUUUAUUUUACUAUUACAGAGAGAGAGGAAGAGCCAGGAGCAGGCCAAGACGACAGGCAUCUCCGUCCUCCAUAGGAAGGAAGCAAGGAACGAAGAAAAGGAGCAAAACAGCUAAGAAGAGGGCCAGAAGUUCCUGCCUAAAACAAUUUCAUCCCUUUUCCAUGCAUUCCAUGAUAAAACCUGACAAAUAGUCCGGUUCGUCUACCAAAGUCUGAUUUAGUGUUGAGUUUUAAUAUCUCUUUCUCCAAAUAAUUUAUUUUCUUGCUUUGUUUCCUUCGAAAUAAUUUUGGGCUCAUUGAUUCAGCAGUGUAUAGCAGAAAAUUGUAUUGCAGCUGCCAUUGAGAAGACAGCAAAUGUAUUCUAUAUUCAUGCCGAUCCCACUCCUAUGAAGUUGACAGCCGGGAAAAUUCGUCCAUCAUCUCCACCUCACUUAAAAGCAGCAAAUUGAUGAAAGGCUCACUGUUUAACUGCAGUAGACAAUUACUGAACCUUUUCAAGCCCUUGCGCUAUAACUAACAGCUGCAGACUGAUAUGGAGAAGAGUGCACCACACAACUUUCUUCUUCCUCACAUUGCCCUGACACCCUGGUGCUGAGGCUGACAGCAGUUCAAUAUCUGUCCUGUGAGCUGACCUGAGAUCAUUAUUCUUCUGCGCACACCUUAGCUGAAACUCUUCUGAGAGGGACAUCAUGACGACUGCUUGCUUUUGUAAAACUUUUUAAAUGGAUGAAUCAGGGUCCAGAUCAAGUCUGUGCAAUGACCCUUUACAGACCUGCUAGGAGGACAGAUUUAUUAUUCAUGCACAGCGAAAAGGCUUCUUUUCAUCAUUUCUAUUAAACUGUGUCAAAAUACGUGUUCAUAUUACAAUUGAUCAUUUUCUGAUGUUGAGAUGUAAGUUAAAAAAACAAGCAUGCACUCUUUAAUUCAGUGGAUUUGUCAUCUUUGUAAAUGUUGUGAUUGGUGACAAACUGAUUGUUUACAUGAAAACAAGUGGCUUACCAAUGUCACACGAGAUGUAAUGAAAAGAUUCUACAAAGAAAGCUGGAUGCAUCAGCCCUUGAAAGGGAGUGAAGGAAUUAAUUCCUCUAAGCCUUACAAGUAUUUAUUGUAUAUAAAAACAGACAAGUUGUCUAUUGAGCAAAAGAUAAAGUUCUUUCCUCAGUAGGCCACCAAAUAUCUAGAACAUAUGGGGAUUGUGUUUAACAUCUUAAUUCUUGUGAAAACUUACACAUUUUUGCCUAAGGGUCCAGACUGCACACCUGCUUUGUGUAUUAGGCUAAAGGGAAUUGGAUGUGCAAUGCAGAGUCUGUAAAUACUUUCUUUUCCUUACAGCUUUCUUUACAAAGAUCAGACAUUUAUUUUAUUUCUCAUGUUCUCAUUGUGUCUUUGCAAAGGGUUUUGUCUUUAUUUAAGAGAACCACUGUGGGUAAUGUACAGAAUGAGCAUUCAAUAAAAACAUAAUUUAAUCUCUA